UGCGAGGGAAGAAGACCCCCUCCGAAAUUCUGACGAUGCUUCUCUCCGGUUCGGUAUCUCCGAUGACCUACUCUCAGUUCGGAGUUUCAUGCUGUAUUAGACGUGUCGCUUCACUCUCGCCAUUCCUCCCGCAGCCUCCUCUCAGAUAUGCAGUGCUUGGUGCUGGUUUUGCCGGGCUCUCUGUUGCUUGGCACUUGUUGAAGCUCAGCUCCGAGGAGUUGAAGCUAAAUAUUGACAUAUAUGAUGAAGCUGGGAUAGGAGGAGGCGCAUCAGGAGUUUCUGGAGGACUUCUCCAUCCUUAUUCCCCCAAAGCCAAGCUUCUUUGGCAGGGCGCUGAGUGUUGGAAAGAGUGUUUGAAACUUCUAAAUGUUGCGGAAACAGCAGUCUCCUCCAACCAGUUCAACACAGGAACAGGAAAAUCUGAUAUGUCUUUUGGCAAUUUUAUUGUUCGGAGAAGGGGUAUCUUGAGACCAGCAACAAAUAUAAAGACUUUGAGCAUAAUGAAUGAUAAUGCUCAGAACUGCCUAGCCAGCUGUAGAAUAGACACCAUUGAUAAUGAUGCUGCGCAAAAUCUUGUGCCCAAUCUAUGUGUACCUUUCAACUUGGCCUACUAUAUGCCAGAAGCUGUAAAUGUCCAUCCUCAACGCUAUCUCCAGGCACUCUUCCUAGCUUGUCAAAAUUUAGCAAAAUCUGCUGGGAAGCAGUUUCGUUUGCACAGGAAAUGUGUUCAUGAACUCCUUGAAUUGGAAGGGGAAUAUGAUGCUGUAGUAGUAUGUUUGGGUGCCAAAGUAGACAUGCUUCCAGAGCUUGCUGGGAAGCUUCCUUUAAGGACAUGUAGAGGAGUUAUUGCUCAUCUCGAGUUGCCUGAUAAUAUUAGGGAAGAUUAUCCAGACUAUAGUCCAUCAAUAUUAUCGGAUGCAUGGCUUGCCAUCCAGGGAAACCGUAGUUUGUACAUGGGUUCGACAUGGGAAUGGAAAUCAAGGAAUUCAUCACCAACUGUCCUGGAAGAUGAAGCUUCAAUGGCUCUUCACGAGCUCCUCCCCAAGGCAUCUGCAUUUUUUCCAGGCAUAAAGCAUUGGAGGUUCACUGGAGCAAGGGCAGGUUUGAGGGCAAUGCCACCACUCACUCCCAAUGGUUCUCUUCCAAUUCUUGGUUGCGUUAAUGACCUUGUAGGUGUAAAUCAUAGCUGUAAGUACUGGUUAUUUGGAGGGCUUGGUUCGAGGGGUUUGCUGUACCAUGGAUGGCUUGGAAAAUUAACAGCUAUUGCUGUGCUUUCCUGUAAUGAAGAUUUGAUACCAUACGAACUGACCUCUUGGAAGAAUAUAAAUAAAUUAUGAUCUUUUCUUCUCUUUGGUU
Carica papaya (papaya) is the source of this 1356-nucleotide messenger RNA. Its product is annotated as FAD-dependent oxidoreductase family protein. Gene Ontology annotation, cellular component: cytoplasm. Lineage: Eukaryota; Viridiplantae; Streptophyta; Magnoliopsida; Brassicales; Caricaceae. The record is from RefSeq and is a predicted model, not a curated record.